CCGAAAGAUGACGUAGACGUCUCUCCGUCUACCUCAUGGCAAGAAAAUCUGACUGGUACUGGGCCUCCGACAACUAAUGUGGACACUACUACAAUAACAACGACUUCGGUCAGUCCAAAAUCGAGUUCUCUAAAUAUUGAACACUUUGACUUAGAUGAACAAGUUAGCACUCCAAUCGCCUUAGAUAUUCCUUCAGUACCUUUUUCAAAUUCAUUUAGUGAUAUUACACAAAAACAAUUAGGAUUU
Molecule: messenger RNA, 246 nt
Organism: Dentiscutata heterogama
Lineage: Eukaryota; Fungi; Glomeromycota; Glomeromycetes; Diversisporales; Gigasporaceae
Source: the annotation of a GenBank genome assembly